Ostrinia furnacalis (Asian corn borer) is the source of this 1242-nucleotide messenger RNA. RefSeq names its product vitellogenic carboxypeptidase-like. The transcript is spliced from 8 exons. Gene Ontology annotation, molecular function: serine-type carboxypeptidase activity. Bases 1 to 1242 code for a protein of 413 amino acids. Gene Ontology annotation, biological process: proteolysis. The record is from RefSeq and is a predicted model, not a curated record. NCBI's taxonomy places the organism in Eukaryota, Metazoa, Arthropoda, Insecta, Lepidoptera, Crambidae.
AUGACUCAGUGUUUCUACGAGUAUCUUGUACGCAUUCUAUCAACCGGCGCAGACGACUGCGAUUGCCUGAAACUUACCCCGUUUAUAAAGAAUGGCAGCACCGAACUGGCCAGAACCCUAUCGCGCGUAGACCCAUCCCAGUUUCUGAAUGUAACCAGCCAUUCGGGUUUCCUCACCGUCAACGAGGAGUAUGAUUCGAAUAUUUUCUUCUGGUUCUUCCCGCAUAAGGAGGCCGCGAGGAGACCUUGGAUGAUCUGGCUGCAAGUACACCCUCGGAAUGUAACGUGGGCGAGUGAUUACUCGCUGCUGUUCGUGGACAAUCCAGUGGGUGCGGGAUACAGCUACACAAAAGACAAGCGAGGUCUCACGACGAACGAGGACCAAGUUGGCGAGCAGUUGUACGAUUUUCUGGUCCAGUUCCUGAAAAUCUUCCCGGAGAUGAGAAAGGCCCCGCUUUUCAUCGCCGGAGAGUCGUACGCCGGCAAAUACGUCCCUGCCUUCGGUAUUCAGAUCCACAGACAUAGAUACAGUAAUGAGACUAUCAAUUUCAAGGGUAUGAGUAUAGGCAACGGAUUAAUAGAUCCACGGAGUCAGAUGAAUUACACUGAGCUGUGUGGCGUGAUGGGUAUCGUGGAAGGCGUAGACCUCAUCAAACUGAAGCAAAUAGAGACAGAUGUUGUUAGGUUCAUCGACGCGGGAAGAAUGAUCGAUGCUGCUAACAAAUUCAACGAAACAAUAGAAUUUAUAAAGGAGAAAAGUGGCGUCAACAUCUUCAACUUUAACAGAAACCCCAGUAAAGGGGCGCCGGAGUACGAAGCGUUUCUCAACAGGUCAGAGGUCCAGAGGGCGAUCCACGUGGGCAACGUCGUCCACACCUUCAACAACCAGACUGUGUACCAGAGCAUGCUGCCGGACAUCAUGAACACGACCAGACCGUUCCUCGAAGAGCUGCUGGAGCAUUAUGGGGUGUUGUCCUACAGCGGGCAGUUGGACGUCAUCUUGCCCUACGGCUUAUCCAAGCACCUGUACGAUGUACUGGAGUGGUCGGGCAGAGAUGAGUACACGGUGGCGCCGCGAGAAUGCGUCCGUCUAUCGAAGGACGGCCCCAUUGCUGCUUACAAGAAAUCAGGCGGUAACUUCGUUGAGGUGCUGAUCCGACUGGCCGGCCACAUGGUCCCCAACGACCAGCCUUACGUGGCCAGACAUAUGAUAAGAUCAUUCAUUAAUCAGUUCAAAAAUUAA